AUGUUUGUUAAAAUUCACCUGUUGAUCUUGCUUGCAAUUCUAAGAGAAGGAUUAUGCUUAUCGUGGCACAAUCAUCAUGAAAACAAAGUGGAAAUUACGGAGAAAACUAACGUUCAUACAGUUCCCCUCGGUUCAGGUGCCACUUUUCAUUGGAGAGUCGACUUUAUGAGCGAAAUGAUAAUCGCGGAGGUCCAUUACAUGGGCACGGAUAAUACUUGGUUCGCCAUCGGUUUUUCGAAUUACGGAGAAUUAAAACCCGCCGAUUAUUGCGUUCUGUGGACCGACUGGCAUCGUCAAAUUCAGCUACAAGAUGCGUGGGCGGACGAUGAUGGAAAAUUAAAUCUAGACGUGCAACAGGAUUGCGACAAUUUCGCGUGGAAGAGACGAGGAAACGUAACGAAGUUCACCUUCUCCAGGAAAUUCGAUACUUGCGACGAAAACGACUAUAUUAUGGAGAGAGGAACAACGCAUUUAGUGUGGUUAAAAGGUUUGGGACCACUGUCGUCUUUAACUGGCUUGCAAGUGUCGGACGCCGAAGCUUCCGGUAUGUUCAGAACGGAGUUAAUCAGGGUGCUUCAUAAAAAGCCAGCAUUUCCUUCGAAUGCCUGGAAGUUGGAAAUGUUGGCUGACCAUGUGAAGGUGCCGAACAAGGAAACGACUUAUUGGUGUCGCGUACAAAAAUUGCCACCCGUUUUGUCUCAGAAGCAUCAUAUUCUUCAAUUUGGGCCAGUUAUACAAACUGGUAACGAACACUUGGUUCAUCAUAUGGAGGUAUUCCACUGUGCUGGACCUGUGGAUUUUGAAAUUCCCAUGUACGAUGGUCCCUGUGAUAGUGCUGAUAGACCAGAGAAAACCCAAAUAUGCAAAAAAGUAUUGGCAGCAUGGGCGAUGGGAGCGGACGCUUUCGUUUAUCCAGAGGAAGCUGGUCUCUCGAUCGGUGGUCAAGAUUUUAAUCCUUACGUUAUGCUGGAGGUUCAUUAUAACAAUCCCGAGCUUCAGGAUGGAAAUAUCGAUUCCUCUGGGAUACGUUUUAUUCUCACCCAUAGCCUUCGAAAAUACGACGCUGGUGUAAUUGAGUUGGGAUUAGAGUACACCGAUAAAAUGGCUAUUCCACCGCAACAAGAAGCAUUUACUUUGUCAGGUCAUUGUAUACAAGAAUGCACAGGUGUUGGCCUUCCGCAGCAGGGGAUUCAUAUUUUUGCAUCGCAACUUCACACGCAUUUAACGGGCGUAAAAGUUCACACUCGACACAUUCGAGACGGCGAGGAAUUGCCUUUGUUAAACUACGACAACCAUUAUUCUACUCACUUCCAAGAAAUUCGACUUCUACCGAAACCUGUUGUCAUUCUACCUGGAGAUUCUUUAAUAACAACUUGCACAUAUAGUACGAUGAACAGAGAGAAUGUUACUCUUGGUGGAUUUGCUAUUUCUGACGAAAUGUGUGUGAAUUAUAUUCACUAUUAUCCCAAUGCUCGAUUAGAGGUUUGUAAGAGCGCUGUAAGUGACGAUGCUCUGAGAACUUACUUUCGUUACAUGAGAGAAUGGGAAAAUCAACCGACUAGUAUCGAUAAAGGAAUUUCCUCGAAUUAUCAAAGUAUCGAGUGGACGAAGGUUCGCGUGCAGGCACUGCACGAUCUAUACGAAGCUGCUCCAUUAGGGAUGCAAUGCAAUGGUUCGGAUGGAUCUCGACUACCUGGACUAUGGGACAACAUAGCGGCCACACCAGUAAGGCUACCGUUGUCACCGCCAGCCCGAAAUUGUCCAGAUUCGUCGUUGAAGCAAGAAAUAAUAAAUUCGAUAUGA
Habropoda laboriosa is the source of this 1803-nucleotide messenger RNA. It is a transcript of the gene Tbh, whose product is annotated as tyramine beta-hydroxylase. NCBI's taxonomy places the organism in Eukaryota, Metazoa, Arthropoda, Insecta, Hymenoptera, Apidae. The record is from RefSeq and is a predicted model, not a curated record. The coding region runs from base 1 to 1803 and encodes 600 amino acids. The transcript is spliced from 10 exons. Gene Ontology annotation, cellular component: secretory granule membrane. Gene Ontology annotation, molecular function: copper ion binding; dopamine beta-monooxygenase activity. Gene Ontology annotation, biological process: norepinephrine biosynthetic process; dopamine catabolic process; octopamine biosynthetic process.